Capronia epimyces CBS 606.96 is the source of this 1674-nucleotide messenger RNA. RefSeq lists its product as uncharacterized. Gene Ontology annotation, biological process: transmembrane transport. The record is from RefSeq and is a predicted model, not a curated record. Gene Ontology annotation, molecular function: transmembrane transporter activity. The coding region runs from base 1 to 1674 and encodes 557 amino acids. Lineage: Eukaryota; Fungi; Ascomycota; Eurotiomycetes; Chaetothyriales; Herpotrichiellaceae. The transcript has 7 exons.
AUGGGGCUCGGCAUCCUCGAGGAUACAAAACUGGGCCAUGUGCCGGGCACGGUCUUGUUGAAUGACGAGGCCGCUCAUGCCGAAGCCAUCACCUCGGGUCUGAAGCACGGCAAAGGCAGGGAUGCUCAUAUUGUGCUGUCGCCUCAACCUAGCGAGGACCCCAACGACCCUUUGAACUGGCCCAUGUGGAAGAAAGAGGUGCUGGUCGCCAUUCUUUGCUUUGGCGCCAUGCUCAACGCUGGAACCAACGGGCCGCUGCUAAAUGCCUCCUAUUUCUCCAUGUCCUUGCAGAUUGACAAAUCAUUGACCGCGGUUGUCUUGGUGUCCGGAUACAAUCUGCUGGCUGCUGGAUGCUCUGGACCUUUUGUGUGCGCAUUCAGUCGUAAAUACGGCAAGAGACCAGUCUUUCUGGUCUCGACGCUCUUCGACAUCAUCGGUACGGCGAUUGGCCAGUCCAAGAUCUCCUACAACUACCUCCUGGCCGCGCGGGUCAUUCAAGGCUUCUCGACCUCGGCCUUCGAGUCCCUCAUUGUAGCCAGUGUGGGAGACAUGUAUUUUGUGCAUCAGCGAGGCCUGCGGAUCGCCGUCAUCAACUUCAUCCUCAAUUCCGCCUCCAGCCUAGCAUCCAUCAUUUGCGGCCAGGUCUUCCAGAGCCUCGGCUGGCUCUGGCUUUUCCAUCUGUUCCAGAUCUUCCUCGUCGUGCAAUUUAUUCUCAUGUUCCUGUUCUGUCCGGAGACAACGUACAUGCGAGACAGCCGCUACGAUACCGAUCUGAACCGGGACGGGGACGAGAAACUCGAAGAAUUGGCCAUCAUUGAACAUGCUCACAAGGAGACGGUUGGCGAGCCCGGUCAGGGCGACCAUGACACCACCACCGUAACCGUACCCAAGAAGAAGACGUUUGUGCAAGAGCUGGCUAUCUGGACUGGCGUCUAUUCGCACGAUAGCAUCUUCAAAUACCUGGCCGGCCCGUUUCUGACCCUCCUCAAUCCGGCCGGAUGCUAUGCCGUCAUUGCUUCUGGCCUGUUGAACAGCUGGUAUGUCGGAUCGGCCAUCAUCAUGUCUGGCAUCUUCUCCGGUCCACCGUGGAACUUCGACGCCGCUCAUAUUGGGUACCUCGGUGCCGGGCCGUUUGUCGGAGGCCUCAUUGGCUCUCUCGCCUGCGGAUUCACCGGUGACUACGUGAUCAAGUAUCUCACGCGGAAGAACAAGGGUGUCUACGAGCCUGAGUUUCGGCUGGUGUUUAUGAUCCCCGCCUGCAUUGCCUGCGGCCUCGGCAUGUUUCUCUUCGGCUACACCAUGUCGAUCGGCUCUCCGGCCGAGCUGUGUGCUUUCCUCCAGGGCGUGAUGAUGGUAGGCGUCCUGAUUGGAAUCUUCUCGACCUUGUCGUACGGGCUCGACUCGUUCCGCAGUCAGAGCAAUGAAAUCUUUGUCAUGAACAUGCUCUUCAAGAACUUCAUGUUCUACGGCCUCUCGAAUUUCGCAAACGACUGGGUGACUUCCAGCGGGCCUCAGCAAAUCAUGUACGUCUUCGGCGGUACCUCGGUCUUCUUGUCCCUGCUCGCUGUCCCCGUGUAUAUCUGGGGGAAGCGGCUGAGAAGCUGGUGGGCGAGACAUGAUUUGUUUGUGCUCUUGAAGAUGGAAACCCAUGGCCCGGUCAACGAGAUGGGUUAG